ACCAGCGUUCAGCACUUGUCCAGCAGUCAGCACACUCAAUUAAAGUCUGUUAGCAGAUUCAGACGUAUUUAUAUUAAAUUAUUUUAUUAGUGAUAUUGGAAACUCGCGCAUCCCGGUCAAUAUAAUUGUUAUUCAGUGAUUUAUAUAAUUUGUUUCACUUAUUUGAUAAGAAUGGAAGAGUUGAAUUUUAUCCCAAAUCUGGCGAGCGGGCCCCUAGACGUAUACAGAAAUAGCGCUUCAUUUAAUUGGAAACAACUUAAAUUGGCCCUUGAGGGAGAUAUCGAGCUACUAAGAUUGAAGUAUAAAAUAUGGAAGACGCUGGAGGAGGACCCAUUGUUCGCGCACCACGUCGUCACCCCUCCCGUCGAGGAGUUGAAGAGGAUCACACAGCUGCAGCUCAAGAAGAUCAACGAGUACAAGUUCCUCACAAACGCCAUGUUCAACGCGAGCUACGGGAAACGGACGCGAGUCAUUAUGACGAUCAACGAAGCUGUCCAGUCGCUGAACCCCAGCGUGUCUGUCAAGAUGGCCAUCGGAAUCUAUCUGUUCUCCAACGCGCUGCUCUCGCUCGGAACCGAACGGCACCUCAAGUUCUACGAGGCUACCAUUAAAGAUAGAAAGAUCCUGGCCAGCUUCUCGCUGACGGAGAUCGCGCACGGGUCUGACGUGCGGCUGAUGCGCACCACGGCCACCUAUGAUCCCCGGCGCAAGGAGUUUGUCAUCCACACUCCCGACUUCGAAGCCGCCAAAUGCUGGGUCGGUAAUCUAGGCAGAACUUGCACGCACACGCUCCUGUUCGCGCAGCUGAUAACCCCCGACGGAACCAACCAUGGGUUGCACGGGUUUGUCGUCCCCAUCCGGGACCCGGCCACUCUGGAAACAUACCCCGGCCUCAUUGUGGGCGACAUGGGAGAGAAGAUUGGCGUAAACGGUAUCGAUAAUGGAUUCAUAAUGUUCAACCAGUAUCGGAUACCGCGAGAGAACCUCCUCAACCGUACGGCUGAUGUGACGGAAGAGGGAGUCUACGAGAGUUCGUUCUCAGAGCCUUCAAGAAUACUGGGGGCCGCCUUGGAAAAUCUAUCUGCGGGUCGGAUCGGCAUAAUGCAGGAGAGCUGCCACUCUAUCUCCAGCGCGGUCGCCAUCGCGGUGCGCUACGCAGCCACGCGCACGCAGUUCGGCGAGCGAGACAACGAGGUCCCGCUCAUCGAAUACGAACUGCACCAAUGGCGGCUAUUCGGAUAUGUGAGCGCUGCGGUGGUAUUCAAGCUGUACAUAGAGAACUUCACACGCACCUACCUCAGCAUCGUCGAGAAGUCUAACUCCGGUAUCCGAGUUGAUAAUUUGAGCGAGGCGGUCUCGGAGAUCCACGCCAUGGUGUCGAGCAGCAAGCCCACGUUGAGCUGGUGUGUGCUGGAGGCAGCGCAGCAGUGCCGGGAGGCGUGCGGUGGACACGGAUAUCUAAAGUGCGCGAACCUGGGUGACAUCCGCAGCAACCACGAGCCCACGGUCACGUACGAGGGCGACAACAACGUGCUCUCGCAGCAGGCCAGCAACUGGCUGGUGCGCCAGUACGAGGCGGCGCUUAGCAACCGUGCCGUGGACUCGCCGCUCCGCACGGUGCACUUCCUGGACCAUCUCCCUUCCAUCGCCAAGAGCACCUUCAGCUGUACUGACACGCGACAGCUGAAGACGCCCGAAUUUAUAAUAUCAACAUACAAGUGGCUUCUGUGCUGGUUACUGAAGUACACGUACGAAAAACACGAAGCAGAAAUCUCGAGCGGGCGAACCAAAGUGCAGGCGAAAAGCAAAACCCAAGUAUACCGAGCGAAGACAUUGACAAGAGUCUACGGAGAAUACUUGGCGCUCACUUUCAGCUUGCAGUCCAUAGAGAAAAAGGAUUCAGAACUACAACCCGUAUUGUAUAAACUCUUUUGCCUCUACGGUCUUUGGUCGUUGGAUAAGCAUCUAGUGGAAUUAUACCAAGGCGGGUUCGCGAACAAGGAAACAGCGAAAUUGCUACGCGACGCCGUUUUGGAAUUAUGCGCUGACCUGAAGGGCGAAAUUGUGAGCGUUGUGGAUGCACUCGCUCCGACCGAUUUUGUACUCAAUUCGGCUCUUGGCAAGAGUGAUGGAAAGCUGUACCAGAAUCUGCAAAAGGCAUUCUUCAGCCAUCCGGGCGUGUUCGAGAGAGCACGGUGGUGGCGCGACGUUGUUCCUUCUAAACUAUAAUUAUACUCAAAUGAUAGUUCUAUAUCGCCCUGGGAAUCAUCACUAAUCUAAUUAAAAAAAAAAAAAUUCUUCAGAAUUUAAUUUAACAGAUAAAAUGUUAUUUAUUAUAAGUAGCAAUUUAGUUUAAGCUUAUAUUAAUUGUAUGUCGAAUUUUAAAUCUAAUCCAACAUGGCGUCGUAUAUCUCUUAUCUGAUUGGUCGAGCUUCUGUGUUGCAACUUGUUGUUCAACAUUGAAAGAUGUCAGGUUGCCACGUUCAAAUAAAUAUUGCAAUGAUUCCCUAUGGCGUAGUGUAAUGAAACCAAAACACUCGGCUGUCUGCCAUUCCUUGACAUUUUAAACGAUCUAUAUUUUUUGAUGAUUUUUUUUAUUUUUCCUUUAAGAACUAGUUAUAAUAUCAUAAUUUUUGUAAUGGACGCUAACCAUUUGAAAAAAUUAGCUAUUAUGUUUGUCCAUUAGGGGCCAUCCAUAGAGUACGAAAUGUACGAUUUUUGACGGUCUCCCCAUUUUUGUCGCAGACCUUAGUGUGACGUCACAUAUUUGGUAAUUUAACACACCGAUCCGAAUAAAUUACAACAGCAGUUUCAAUUUAAAAUCCAGAACUUGACAGUAUAACAAUAUAAUUAGCUUAAUAUUUAGAAUAAUUUUAUAACCUUCGUCACGAAGCUUACGUAUGACCUAAUCUUGUCACACUUCCUUGAAGAGUUAUUUAUGGAUGGCCUCUUUUGGAAAUUAUUACAUCGGUCUAGGUGGAACACUUAUGUACAGGUGGCCAUCUCGAUACAGUAAUAAAUCCUCUUAUACGAAUCUUAGAACAGUUCCUUACCGAUCCAAAUAACAAGGAUUGUUAGUUUUUUUUUAAUAUGCAGGGGCGUGCGGGUAAUUUAAUAGAUAAAUAUAUUACUCAAAUAUCAUCAUCUAUUUAAAUAUAAAUGUUUUUUUUUAAACUGAACAGAUUGUUUUGUGUGAAAUCAUUGGAAAAAAAUACUUUAAUAAUAAAUCAUAUUUGCAAGCACUUUUUUACUGUCUGUUGCCAGUUAACUGAAUAAUUAUUAUAAUGAUUAUAUUAGAGUAAAUUAUUGGUGCGCACGCCACAUUAUUUCAAUCUUAAUGUUUAUUUAUUUAUAAUGAUUAUUAUAAAUAAUGUUUAAUAAUUAUAAUAUACCUAUAUAUUUCAUGUUAUAUUUUAUAAGUAGAUGUUUUGGUGACAUUAGUAAAAUUGAAGAACUACUUUUAAUAAAAGAAGUCAGGAGGAACCCAUGCGUAAAGCAGGGUUUUCACUAUCCCAGUACGCUCGAAUUCUGGUUUACUCAUAAAAACUAUCAUGUCUCUCAAGUUGGACUAAACUGCAUUCCGUGAAGUAAUCCCCAUUAAAAUCCGUUCAUUAAUUUAGGACUACUUCGGAUGACAUGUUAUCAUCCGAGUACUCGGAUUCGGACAGUGAAAACCCCGCUUUAACUUGGUUUUAAUGUUAAAAUAUUAUCUAUGAAAUAUAUGUAAAUAGAUAAUAUACAAAAAACUGCCACCAUAUUGACUUCUUUUGUGAAAAGUAUUUUGUUGUUAUAAUUGUGUUUGGUCAGUACGGGAUACAAAGUUCACUAUAAAUAUUUAGCAUAUUGUGUCAGUAAACAUAUUAAUGUAAUUAAUUAGUACUAAUAUUAUGAUUUCAAUGUUAUUUAGUAAAAUUUUAUGCCAUAAUUAAAUAUAUAUAAUCAAAGAUUAUCUAUGUGAUGAGUAAUUUAAUAAAAAUAUUGAAUAAUAACUCAUUAAUAAUUUUAAUUAUUAUUCAUUAUUAAUAAAUUAGUUUAUAAUUAAUAAUAAUGAUUCAUUUUACGUUGAAGAUGAGGAAUCUUAUUGCUUUUAUCCAUUUUUGAAUUAUUUUCAUAUAUGUAUUUAAGUAAUUAUUUUUAAAACACGCAAUAAGAAGUUAAACUUCAAACGCGUAAAUAACCUAAUGUUCAUUGCAUUUAUUUAAAUGCUAAUUGUAUGAUGUAAUAAAAUAUUAUGCAGAUUUAUUAAACACCACUUUUUAAUUACCAAAAAAGAUAUUAAAUAUGCCGUCAGUUUGUCAUAACUAUAUUUAUUAUAAUCAUACAUAUCAACGGGGAGUGAUUAGCGCGGGUUGAGGAAGAAACGAUUUAGAGACUGUGAAUUGUACGAAAUUUGUCUAUGAUUUUUGUAUUUAUUUAUUUUAUGUCAUAAAUGUAUUUGGUAAUGGUUACUGAUUAACAAGUUUUGCGUAGUAAUUUUAAAAUAACUGUGUAUAAAAAUAUGUAGGUACAACAUGAAGUCAGCGAGUAAUCUUCUGAAUCACACGGUCACACCACCAUCUUACAUUGCAAGCAAAUGGACGCAUUAGGAAUAUAUUAAUGAUUUAUCCUUAAUUAUUAUUGUUCCUGUCAACACUGUCUCAUUCACCAGACCAUAUUAAAUCACAGUCUAACUUCGGCUUAUAUUAAUAUUUUUCUAGUUUUUUGCAUUCAAAUUCAAAUAUUUUUAUUCAAAAUAGGAUUCAAAAUCACUUAUUGAACGUCAAAAACUACCACCCAAUCAAAAGAGACUGUCUCAGACCUAAGAUGAAUGGGUGCAAGAAAGUCAGCGGUCUUUUUUGUUAUAUAUAUAAAAAUAUGGAUUACAAUGUGCUAUCGUACAUUAAACAUUUAUAAUUGAAGAGCCUGAGGGUGUUCGCUUUAUUCCCAGUCCGUGGUGUCAUGAAGAAAAUCGUUUAUGCUAUAGUAACCUUUUCCCACACAAACGUUUUUUAACAUUUUUUUUUAAUUUCGUAACACAUUUGUUUUGUACAUUUUCUGGGAUCAUAUUGUAGCACAUACCUCGCCCAACAAAAUACUAACUCGACAGUAAUAGGCAUAGCGAGUUUAUUUGUCGUGCUAACAUUAUGAAUGUCACAGUUUCUAGAAAAUUCCUCAAUGUGCUUAUGAACAUACAGAACAUUAUCAAAAAUGUAUUGAGAGCAUUAAUCGACAUUUACCGUAAUCUAGCGUGGACAAAAAUAAACUGACUGGUAUAUUAUACGUCUCAAUCUUAUUGGCUAUGUUUAUAUUUGAAUUAUAUAAUAUCAUUUUAUACAUCUUAUUAUGGGCUGCCUCUUACCCUUAUUACGUCUACGUUGGUAACAAUGGAACCAUAUCAAAACAGAGAUAGAUUCUCUCAUUGUUAAGACAGCGUUCGUAAGAAACAUUUUCAGUUGAGCGUUUUUUCUCUGACUUCAAAUCAGGCCGGCAACGGUCCUGUGAUUCCUCUGGUGUUGCAAGAGAUUGUGGGCGGCGGUGAUCACUUAACAACAGGUGACCGGUACGCUCGUUUGUCCUCCUAUUCCAUAAAAAAAAGGCUACCACGUAAAAGUAUUUUGAUUUUUCGGGUUUGAUAGCCUUUACACUCACAAAUAAUGUGGCUUUCUGUUGGUAACAGAACUUUCAAAAUUGGUUCAGUAGAUCCAGAGAUUACUCGCUAUAAUAUAAUAACUCGCUGCAUCGCAAUUCAAACAAAUCGCUACUACAAAGAUGUGGAUAAAGAUUCCCCUUGUGUGUCUCCGGGACCAUGCGACAUAGGUUCCUUCAAAAAAAGCUACUGCACCUUCCUUAAACUCCGGCAACUCUCCUGUGAUUCCUCGAUAAAUUGGUUGAUGCAUUAAAUAUGACGACUACGUGGUAAUGGAGACUUUAUUGGCGCACGUAUAUUAUGUUAAAGUCUAUCCCCCUCAUUCAUAAUAGUCUGCUAACUUAAAGCAUUGCUAAUUCUCACUCUGUCUUCUUCUAUUGACCUAAGUCGGAAUGAGAAAAAACACUCCUUAGCGGCUUAAAGUUAGCGGACCAUUAUGAAUAAGGGGAUAUAUUGUUACAUUUGUGAAUUUAUGAUUAUUUAUUUUCAUCAAUUAUCGCUAUAUUCGAAGUGUCUUAGAUUUUUUUUUGUAUGUAUAUUGUUUUAUAGUACCGUUAAUUUUAUAAUAGAAUUCUUUUACAUAUUUAAUAUCUUGGAUAAUUUAUGCGUCUAAACUGUGUGACAUCGAAAAUAUAGCGGCCAACUGUUAGCUUCUAUUUUCAGUAACGCACGGAAACUAUAUUGUAAGCGAUCAUCUUGUUUGUAUAUUACUGUAAGGUACGUAUGGCGAGUGUAGAAACAGCUGCCAUGCACACUAAAGUUAUAAAUCUGGCCUGUUUUCAUGCGUUGAUUAACAGCAAGAGGCUCUAGGCGUAUAAAUUAUCUAAGUUAUAGAUACUAUCUACAUAAAAUCUUCGCUGGAUACGUUAAACUUAUGAUAAUUUUGUAAAGAUACAAUUAAUUUAAAAUUAUGUCAUUAAGUCAAUGUAUGCUACUAUGAAUAUUUUAUUGAAAUGUGCCUUUCUCAAAUUUCGUCUACUCUUCAUAAAUUGUUAUAUUAUUAGAUUUAGGUUCAUCUUCUUUGUGGACUAAGUGACCGUUGGUGUUUAAUUAAAGGUGUUUAUAAAAA
Molecule: messenger RNA, 6695 nt
Organism: Leptidea sinapis
Lineage: Eukaryota; Metazoa; Arthropoda; Insecta; Lepidoptera; Pieridae
Product: peroxisomal acyl-coenzyme A oxidase 3-like
Exons: 13
Coding region: 172-2229 (685 amino acids)
Biological process (GO): lipid homeostasis; fatty acid beta-oxidation using acyl-CoA oxidase
Cellular component (GO): peroxisome
Molecular function (GO): FAD binding; fatty acid binding; pristanoyl-CoA oxidase activity
Source: RefSeq, a predicted model, not a curated record